CGGCGCCGGUUAUUGCGAUCCUCAAUGAUCGAGUACAAGCAUGGGGCUCGACUGGUCCCCCGUGCGUCAGUAUCCAUAUGAUUGUCUGCCUUAGACAUGUAUCCGGUAUAUCACUAAAAUCGCCGCCAGUCCUCGCUACACGUUUUCCCCAGAAACUUGUCAACCUGUGACUUUCGGUUGUUACCCGAUACCUAAAUCGCGUCGAUGCGGUGGUAAUUCAAAAUGGAUUCGAAGCCUGCUCAUGGAUUGACAGUGACCGUCCCUCCACGCGACUCCCAGCAAAACCAGAGUCCACGGAGUUCAGACAGCAGCCAGUCCAGAGACAUGGAGAAGGGCAUUCAACCUCCCAUGAAGCCCUCAGGUCCGCUGGGUGGCCCUCCUGGCGGCGCUCCCGGACCUCCAGGAGGCUGGCUUUGUCAACGAAUGUCGAGACCACAGGAGAUACUCUUCAACAUCAUGGUGGCAUUCCUUCAGCUCAUUCCUCAGUCGACCCUGACAACCGUCUUCCCCGUCAGCAGAGAAAUUGCACAGUCGUUCGCAAUAAAAGAUCCCUCGAUCCUGCCGUGGCUCGUCGCUGCCUACGCCGCAUGCUUUGGUACCUUUAUCCUCAUUAGCGGCAGACUUGGCGAUAUCUUCGGACACAAGACCAUGGUGAUGACCGGAUACGCUUUCCUCGGUUUCUGGAGUGUCGUUGUCGGUCUAAGCCACUAUGCUGGCUACGAAUUGUUCUUCAUCGCCAGGGCUUUUCAAGGUCUUGGAGCCAGUCUGAUGGUACCGAACGGAUUGGCCCUUUUAGGACGAACGUACCCUCCCGGCUCGAAACAGAAAGUCAUCUCCUUCACGAUUUUCGGCGGAUGUGCUCCAAUUGGCGCAUAUCUGGGGAUGCUCUUUGGUGCGUUGUUCACCAAGUUCGCCUCGUGGCAGUGGAGCUUCUUCACCUUAGCCAUCGUUUGUGGCCUCCUGGCUGUCUCGGCACAUUUCGUGCUGAUCUCUCCCCCACCGACACCAAAACAACUGCGACCGGUCAGAGAGCAGCUUCGAGAUAUUGACUGGCUCGGUGCCGUAACAGGUAUUGGCGGUCUGAUCUGUGUGCAGGUCGCCCUCGUCUCGGCACCGGCAGCCGGGUGGAGCACUCAAUAUAUCUUCAUGCUGCUCAUCAUCGGCGUCCUCCUUAUCGUCUUCUUCAUCAUCACCGAAUUGAAGAUUGCCGAGCAGCCGCUCGUUCCCUUCAAGAUGCUCAAAGCAGACGUUGGCUUUGUUUUGGGAGCUGUCGCCUGUGGUUGGGCAACCUUUGGCAUCUGGACCUGGUUCCUGUGGAAAUACCUUCUGGGUGUCAAACAGGAUGCUCCUCUCGAUGCGGCUAUCCACGUUGUACCUAUCGUCCCCGUGGCAUUGAUCGCUUCAAUCUUGACUGCAUGGAUGAUGCGGGCGCUUCGACCCGCUUGGACUCUGUUCUGGGCACUUGUCGCAUUUACGGCAGGCCCUCUGCUUUUGGCGAUCGAUCCGAAUGUUGCAAGCACGACAUACUGGAGCUGGACGUUCUGCUCAUUACUCAUUAUGCCACUCGGCAUGGACAUGAGCAUGCCUGCUGCCACUUUUAUCAUGUCCAACUUCUUCCCUCCCCAGCAACAGGGCAUCGCCGGCAGUCUCAUCAGCACCACCAUCAAUUACUCCAUUUCGUUGGGGCUCGGCAUAGCCUCAACCGUGGAAGUCCAUACGAACAACCACGGCCGCAGCCCCAUGGCCGGCAUCCGGGGUGGCUGGUUCAUGGGCGUCGGACUCGGCGGACUCGGCAUCAUCGUCUGCAUCGCCUUCGUGGUCAAAUCCAUUCUUCACCCCACGCCUCUGCCGCCGAAAGGUCCUCCAGGUGGUCCUCCAGGCGGUCCUCCCGGAGCCGCAACCGGAGGUCCGCCCACGCAAAUGACGCCUCCCGAGUCUCCUCCAAACCCGAAUGGCAAGUCUCGUAGCAACACUGUUUCGAGUUUCGCAACGACCAUGGUCGAGGGCCCACUAAGUCCACAGCGCGGCGGCGACGUCGAAGACCUCAAGUCCUUCCAUUUCGACACACCAAUGCCCCAAAACCCUAUGACGACGCCAAUCAACAACUUUACAUCCCCACCCCGAACGACAUCACUCCAUACUAAACAGUCGCCCUCCUGGCCUGGCCGACCGGCUGCGGCCGCCGGAAUGGGUCCCAGCACAACAUCACCACCCAGACCACAAUCCAAAGACCAUACCGCCCAUAAACCAGCCCACAAACACUCCGAAAGCACCACGCCGCUGCGUUCCCGAGCAAGCUCGAACUCUCAAUGCCAUCUACCCUCACACACCCCUCGCGCCUCAAUAUCGGCACAGCCACAGCCCGCAACCUUACCAGCACCAAUCCAACCUGCCUAUCGCAGCCGCGGCAGUUGGGAAAGCGAAGACGACGACCACGACCGGGAGCAGUUCUGGGCGAUUUCUUCUACGCCGCCAGCAACGGCAAAUCGACAACCUCAACCGCACCCUGUACAUGGCAGGACGGCCCACCAUGGCCGGGACGUCGAUGGCUUCGAGCCCCAUGCUCGCCCCGUCGUGCCGCGGAUAAUGAUGGAUGGCUCACACGACUCUCUCUGCGGUCUCGAUCAAUACAUUCUUGAUCGAGGAAUACCUUUAUAAGCCGACGGUUCGGCACACCCUAAUGGUAAUGGUAACGACUAUUCAUGUGCUUGUACAUUUUAUCACGAUUAGAUGUGUGGACACAGUCACCUGGGACUCUCACGACAGAACCAGCGGCGACCGCUGGCUGCGAUUGAUGGUCAGCGUUCGGCAGGGGAGGAAUAUCGGCGUUUUGAAUUUUGAGACACGAGAUCUGGAUAUACGGGGACUUUUUGACGACCUAGACGAGACGAUAUAUACUUG
Messenger RNA from Exophiala viscosa, 2901 nucleotides. RefSeq names its product major facilitator superfamily-domain-containing protein. NCBI's taxonomy places the organism in Eukaryota, Fungi, Ascomycota, Eurotiomycetes, Chaetothyriales, Herpotrichiellaceae. The record is from RefSeq and is a predicted model, not a curated record. Gene Ontology annotation, molecular function: transmembrane transporter activity. Bases 223 to 2658 code for a protein of 811 amino acids. Gene Ontology annotation, biological process: transmembrane transport. Gene Ontology annotation, cellular component: membrane. The transcript is spliced from 2 exons.